Dermacentor silvarum is the source of this 5154-nucleotide messenger RNA. RefSeq lists its product as uncharacterized. Bases 737 to 1486 code for a protein of 249 amino acids. The transcript is spliced from 4 exons. The record is from RefSeq and is a predicted model, not a curated record. Lineage: Eukaryota; Metazoa; Arthropoda; Arachnida; Ixodida; Ixodidae.
CAUGAUUAGCCAGAAGCUUGUUCGGCGUUACGUGAGACGGACGGAAAAGUUUUCAGAAUAGAUAGAGUCACGCUUUGAUACCGAUUCUGCCGUCUAGGGAAAGGGAGAGAGAGAGAGGUGUGAGCGUGUUUCGGAGCAGAAGUAUCUUCGGUUUUGGAAGCAGACGACGUGCAAUCGUGUUAAGUAGCAGACGACGUGUACGUGAGCCUACCUGAAAACCCACAGACAGACGCGCACAAAGUGGCAAUCGAGCCGGAAACCUGCAGCUUAACAGCGCAGUUUUGUUUUAUCGUUUCUCACCGACCAAGAAUAUUUCCAGUGAGAAUAGCGUGGUGUUCAGAAGAGGUUCAUUGGACUUUAAUUGAUCGUCGCCUCAAAAGCCAAGGUUCACCGCUACAAACACAUAUUCGGACCAGGUUCCAGACGCCGCAGACAGCUCCAAAGCAGAAGUUGUACACAUUUUUCCAAGGGUCCCGCGUCGGAGAGCACGAACUGCUGCUAAACGAGUGGAAACAAACGACAAAGUAGUCGGUGGUUCAGCCUUUUUCUUUUUUUUUUCGUGCGUGUGUGAAACAGAAACCGACAAAGAAAAAGAAGCUUGUCCCAAACUAAGUCAGAAAAAGCAGAAGUUAUUACUUCUGCUUCAGACGCUCAGCAUCGUCUGCUGCGUGAUACACCAGACAAACAGACGUACUCUAGCAUCAGAGGCCUUCCUAACCUGUUCCUUGACCCGUCGAUGCACGCGUACUCUCUGUGGCGGAAGCUGCUCGCGGGCACUCACAGGGACCCGAGCCAAGCCAAGGCCAAGACGCGUUCCAAGACGAAGACGAGGCGAGACAAGCGCGAAGACUCGUCUGCGGUGGCCCCUCAACAGGGACAUGGGCCUCGCAAGGCUCCCGUGCCCUCCGACGCUCACGGCGCGGGCGGGGACGGCGUCAUCGGUACCGUCCUCGGCGCCGUCGGCGUUCGGAGGCUCAAGAUCAUGACUUCGCGGAGUCGCGUCUGCGGCAAGUACAAGGUCAACAACCAGAACCUGGAGAAGUUCGAGCAGAUCCUCUCGAAGAUUCCCGAAGGCGAGAAGACCAAGGCGACGCUGUCCUCGGCUUCGCUGCCAGAGAGGCGUGAAGAUGCCUGCCGCACCCCGGUUCUGCAGCAGCCCAUCGAGAGACCCGGUCCAGACAUCAGCCCGUCCGCGACAAUGGGCAGCUCCGUCACGGCCGAGUACGAGCUGUUCUGCAAGGCGUUCCACAGCGAGGCCAAGCAACUGCUUCCCGACGAGGAACAGCAGAAGGUGUCAAUGAACCCGAUGCGACAGCUGCUUCAGCAGGCUUCCGAAGCGGCCGCCAAGGGUCUGCAGCUGCAGCGAGUCACCACAGCGGCCGGCACGCCCCCUGGCUUCAGCGCCGGUGGAUCCGUGAAGCGCGCUCCGGAAACGUACGCAGCGCCGCCAGCGGCCUCGACCGCGUUGGUCGCGACGCCCGCCUGAAGGAGGCGCUCUGAACGCGCGCCAUGAGUAGGCGAUUCGAGAGCAAUGGGUUGUGCUUGGUUGUGCGCUGUUGGCGUUGUAGAGCUUCGUGUUUCUAUUACAUAGCUCGUGUCAUUCGGUUGCUCACUCGUUCGUAUCACGCUGUUGCAGGACUUACAAAAGGCGGGAGCCGGAAGAAGCGGCAAAAAACGCGCGCAGUUUAACAUUCGUAGUUGUGCGUGUCUGUUUGCUUCUUGCGGCACUGUCUUUCGUGGAACUUGGCCGCAGAGCGGUACGUACGGCGUAGCCGCACGAUGUUUCCAACUAAAAUUAGCAGAGGGAGCUCUGACACUCUGAUCGUUCGGCCACCAUGGCAAUUAUGGGCAGCAAUUGCGUUUGUCCAACCUUUACGCUUCUGGUUUCGAACGUCCUUGUGCCCUUAUUUAUUACGCUUGAUCUACCUUUAUAAAUCUAAACUUUCAAGCAGUCGUAUUCUAAAAGCACUAAAUAUUCUGCACGCGUGCAUAACUAUUACGAAUUGUUGUAUCUAUAAGGCACCACUUUGUCGAAUCUGAUCGAUUUGCAAUGUCACAAAGUCGAUCGAAGUCACUAGGACUAUGUUUAGACCAAAUUCACAUACUGCAUAUCAUGGCCCUUGUUGCCUGAAACGCCACGCUUUCAGCUCCAAUAGAUACUAGCGCCAAGUUUCCCCCUAUAGUAAUCAUUGUAGGAAUAUAUUAUGCGCAGCAAAGCAGAAGAUUUGUCAACACGUCACGUGUCCCCAGCUCAACUCGGGAGGAAGUUCGCGUCUACAUAUUCACUGACCUUUCGCCAACUUUUUUUGUGAAUUAUACUCCGUAUUCGUUUCGCAUUCAUAUCUGAUGUCCCCCGUUUCCCCCUUCGCUAGUCAAAGGGCGGCCAAGUGCGACGUCACAGUCCUCGUGAUCCUGACGUACCUGUACGUCAACUCUGCGGAACGUAGCGAGAAAAUACUGUAACGAGAAAGACACCGCGAUUUGCUGAAGAAUGUUUACGCGUACGGUAUUCACAUAACACAAACUGCAGCGCUGGCCAAUGUAGCCCUGGCAGCUCAAGCAAGGAUGAGGGCCCGUAUUCACGAAAAGUUCUUACGUUCGAACUCUUCUUAAGGGAACGUUCCAGCCACUCCUGACGCUGGGCAUAUUACUAACGAAGCCGACCAGCCAUGGCAUAGAGCACUAACGGCAGAAAAGUUUUGGGAAUUCGGCCCCAGUUACUCUUCAUCGGGGCGAUUGUGAAUACGUUCAAGAGGCGCACGUAGAACGCGCGUAGCAAUGUAUCGUGUAAACAAACAAAGCGUAAUCGAAACUUCUCGCCGGUGACGUCAUCCUGUGACAUCACGAAUGUUUUCGCAUUUUCGUACCUUUUUACUGCUCAGAAAAGAAAACUAAAUUUCGACGGCUUUAGCGUUCCUUAAUUUUAUGAUGCCAACUAAUUUUGUACACGUAUAAGCAGCCGUAGCUGCCUGGCACUGACGAAAUCAAUAACGCCACGGGAAAUAGCGAUAUAGCUUGUGAUUGGCUAGUGCUGAUAUUAUAUAGUUUCGUCGGUUAUACGUCUCAUAAUUUUACUUCUAUCUAUGGUAUACUAAGGCUCCAUUGUAAGUAAAACUUGCUCCUUUGCUAUUCCCAGCAAUGCUGCCUGAAUAUUUUCCAAGUUGCUUGUACUUCAGCGUCCCUCUAUAGUGCAAUAAGAUAUUUUGGUAAUUGUAGAUGUGCACAAAGCUAUCAGAGACCACGUGGUAGCCACUGCGCAUUACUCGUAACCACUCCUCCUGUCACGAGUAAACGCUUAGCACCCUUUGGUGACGUCAACAUUUUGGGAGAGAUACGCCAGAAGUACGAGUUAGGUCUAACGAUCGACAGUUUCGCAGCGCGAGACAAGUCAGCAACAGUGAUCACCAAACUUUCGCGUAAGCAUCUCCAAGUGACAACCAUGGCGUCCGGUUGGCUCCUUAUUUGAGUGCGUUUUUUUAUAUUCUUAUUAUCAAAUAUUUUGUAUAUACGCUCUUACCCAGAGUAUAUAACGUGCAUGAGUUUUAGGAGGCGUUUGUUGUCUGUUUAGAAUGAAACUAUUUUGAAUGUUUGUGUAUUUAUCUUAUAUUGACUGUGCAGCGCUCAGACGUCGUUCUUUUUUAUCUUGCCUUUGAUGUGUUUAUAAAUGAAUUUAAGUUCCUAAAUUAGGUUUCGAAUAAGUUUCAGUUUCUAAAGCCAACAUGUAUCUCCAAGUGCAACUGAUUGGAUUUUUUUCGACGUUCUGUAUUGUUCGCAUUAUUGCAAUCAUUCUUGCACAUGUGUUCACGUCGCGUUGCUUUAAUGCGGUUCAGUGCCGACUAGAUGAGCUGUGUCCUGAAAGCGGAACCAGUAAUAAAUAUGUAACCAAGUAGAAGGGCAUUCAACACUGUUAGGUUACUACCUGGUUGUCUUUACGCAUAUUUCAUUAUCACACUGCAACAACUCUACUGAUGUGUAACACUCGGAACUUCAAUUGUUGUGGUAUGCAAUUAGAGGCCAUCAUUGAUUUACUUGUAAUAAAGAUUAUUGUUGUAUUACUAUCAAGAUUACGUGCAUGCGAUUACAAAGUCUAUAUAACACUUAUUUUGUUGAUCUCAAUAUUUCGCAUAAGUCGCUGUCAGUGUCUUGUACCGAGUUUCGCAGUUUUGCGUGUAAGUUACUUUCCCACAUUGUACUCAAGUCGACACUUGUUUAGAACACGCUUCUGACGGGCAACAGCUGCUGCCAAAGGAUUAGGCGACCAGCAGGGCGAGAGAAGACAAAGAACCUCGUAAAUGUAGCUACGCGUGCAUGGUCGAAUCCAGCCGGCUUCGAACCACGUGUUAUGGUUAAUGUCGCCAACGUGUCGUCAACGAGCACGUGUUUCGCGCGUUCUAGGCAAGUGUCUUGACCUCCGUACAACCAUUUUUCUCCGUGUUGUUUUGUCGCGAAUUUACCUUAUGUUUUGUCGAACGUGAACGCUUUCUUUUCCAUGUCUAGGAAUUUCGGAUACUGCCUUUUUGGUAAUUUCUUGAACUUCACCGCAGUACACCUAUGAAACUCGAAGGGCCAGCAUUGUAAAAAUAAUCACACUUGAAAAUAUCCGCCGAGUUUCAACAAAUUUCCGUUAGCAAGGUCCAGUGAUUACGUCCUAGUAACAUACGAAUUUAAGGCACUUAAGUCGUAACAUAUUUGCAGCGUUGUAGCGGUGUUUUGGUCCUGAGAAAAGCACGGCUAAAACGCAGCAGAGAAGUUACGACUAAGUGCCGUAAAUCCGCAUGUUAUUAGAAGCGCAUACCCUCGCGACGUUGCUAACAGAAACUUGUUGAAAGUCGCCUGAUCUUUUGAAAUGUAAACUUUUCAAAAUGCUGCCCACUGAGUUACGCCGGUGUAUUGCGGUGAAGUUGAAUAGAUGGCCCCAAAGGGGCAUUGUCCAAAUUUCUUCGGAAUGAUAACCGCCCUCUUACGUUUAAGGCGUAUUUUUUUUUCUAAUAAUGUUCAAAUACUUUUUCUCUUUCUUGUUUGUCUCUGCAUAUUUUACCUGUUUUCGCUUACAAUCUCUUGUCAAUUAUUCGUUUUUCGCGUCUGUAUACAUGUGCGCUUGUAUUCAGACCUUAGGGUAAUUCCUGGGCCCGUGAAAUAAAGUAUUAUAAAGUA